GCCUGGGGAAGGAGGGAAAGCAGACGCACUCAGCUGAACAUCUGCUUGGAAGAGCUGGAGACAACCAGGUUGCAAAAGAAGCUUCUGCCAGUUGUCACCAUGAAGGCCACGCUCGCCACUGUUGCCCUCCUCAUCAUGGCUCUCGGCUUCACCUGCGAAGCUGUGCAAGUUGAGGAAAAUGGUUUGUCUUUCUCCCUGGAGGCCGUCAAGAGGCUCCAGGAACUUGCAGAGAGCAGAGUGGUGACAGGACAACAAAGCCCGCGGCUCCAAAUGAACACCUUGUCCUUCUGUGCUGAACCUAUGCUUCCACAGGAACUGCUGCCUCUCUGCAAGCAGAGAGGAGGGUCUGCAUCCCUGAUCAGACUAGCUGCACUUCCCAUGGACGUGUGUGAGAUCUGCGCGUUUGCUGCCUGCACCGGCUGCUAAACACAAGCUGCCAGCCUAAAAUAUCUCGCCUUGCUUAGCAAUACUUGUUUUCCCCCUGUCAUUGUUUAAAACCCAUUCAGAAAAUAUCUAAUUAUUUAUCCACAGCAAGUCAGAGGCAUCAUCAAGUCGUCUGACUCAUUUUUAACAGCUGUUUCACCAAAACUGGGCCUAAAUUAGUCAAAUCUGAGAGGAAAGUUCUGAACUCUGUUACUUUUUGUACCUUUUUAUUUUCCAUGCAGACACCUCUUUAUUAAAACUGUUUAUGUUUGGAUUUAAUUAUGUUUGUUACAGAUUUCUUGCCUUAUAUUAUUUCUUGCCUUAUAUAUUUAAAGAUUUUUUCGUCUUUUUUUUCUUUUUUAUUAUUAUUAUUUUAAAUAAAAAGCUUUUUCUGAUCAA
Messenger RNA from Nothobranchius furzeri (turquoise killifish), 822 nucleotides. RefSeq names its product guanylin family protein. Gene Ontology annotation, cellular component: extracellular region. Lineage: Eukaryota; Metazoa; Chordata; Actinopteri; Cyprinodontiformes; Nothobranchiidae. Gene Ontology annotation, molecular function: guanylate cyclase activator activity. The record is from RefSeq and is a predicted model, not a curated record.